Molecule: messenger RNA, 933 nt
Organism: Notodromas monacha
Lineage: Eukaryota; Metazoa; Arthropoda; Ostracoda; Podocopida; Cyprididae
Source: the annotation of a GenBank genome assembly
AAAGGUCUCAUCAGAAGACUCCCCAAGGAACGCAUUCACAGGGAUUUGGCACAUGGAAGACUUUCUGGUUCCAGGUCAUUUGCUGAUCCCUUUUGGGGCUACAGCAAAAGCAACAAAGUGGAAGGAAUUGGGCUACAAAAGUUGUAUAUGGCAUUUAUGCAACUCAACCAGGCAUGUUGCCAGUUUUCAAUCAUGUAUUCUUGCUGGAAGUUGAGAUAUUCUUGCAAAAACACAUUGGCUGGACUAGGAGAGCCGUGGAGAGUUACCAAAAGAGUUUCUUGGAUAAAGAACUUCAUGAUUGUUGCCAAAGCUGCGGGAGACCCCAGGAUAACUUUGUGGGACUUGUGCAGCAUUGAUGCCAAUUUGAUGACAACUCUGGCAUCUUUGACUCUGACAUACUACAUUGUCGUCAUGGAGAAUAACAUUGGGGCUGAAAUACUACCGAAAGGUCUCAUCAGAAGACUCCCCAAGGAACGCAUUCACAGGGAUUUGGCACAUGGAAGACUUUCUGGUUCCAGGUACCUCAAGCUUUUAGGAGUAAAAGCAUCUGCUGUCAAGACAGGGAUGCGAGACUUCUUGUUCCCACUUUUGCCAAUAGAUGACACUGAUGCAGAGCGAACCUUGUUGUCUGAUUUGCUCAAUGGAUGUAAAGCUGUGGCAUCGGUGGUGACAUCUGGUGAGGUAGAAAAGCCGUUCGACGAGAUCGUGAUACAAAAACUGAUGAGAGAAAAUCCCGGGUUUUUCCGGCCGGGUGAAGGCACGGCUCACACCGGGGCUGCUGGUGGGUGGUGUCCUGGUCAGGCUGGAAUCCCUGCUGCGAGAUGGGCUCUAUUUUCCGCGGACCGACCAAAAACCUCUGCGGACCGGUUGGCAACACUGUUUAAGAGCACUUCGACGACUUACACGAACGCGUCCCUGAAUGUCAAGUAUACC